CCUGGAGCUGGGAGAGGAGCAAAAUGACGGAAGUUCCUCAGGGGUUUGAUUUCAGUUUCCUAAACGAGGAAGAAGCCCGGACGAUCCUCCGGGUGCUGGAGAGGAACGAGGAGCUCCAGAGGGCAGAGAAGGACAGGAUCCGCAAACUUCAGAAGACCAAGAGGGAUAUCAGAUGGCUUCAAGGAGUGACUGGUGAAUGGUUUGAAGAAAUUCAAAGAAAGAAGUUUUGCAAUGAGACAGAUGUUAGCCAGAUGUUAAAGCAGCCUCUUACCUAUAGGCUAAGGAAGGAGAUAGCACAACAUGAUUCUGUGGAAUUACAAGCAUCAAGAUCAAAAAACCUACUUAAUCAAAAACCAUCUGCCCCUUGUCGAAUGAGCUUCAGAUCAUCGUUUGCGUCCCUGUUCUCAUUCAGGAAAGCUGGGAGGGAGCCUUUAAAGCUUCAGUGGCUGAGACAGAAAGGAUAUGGCGGUGGUGGACGAUCUCCGGUGUCUGUGAGGGGAACAACAGAGGUAAGUAGGCAGAAAGCCAAAGUCCCCAAAGUCCUAGUCCCUCAGCCCAAAGACGGCUGGAAGGGGUCUGUUGGUGCCACAGAGACUCUAGCCAAGAUCCAAGGGCAUGAACUUGGCAGCCUGGUCGAAAUGGCACAGUAA
Dipodomys spectabilis (banner-tailed kangaroo rat) is the source of this 650-nucleotide messenger RNA. Its product is annotated as exophilin-5-like. The transcript is spliced from 5 exons. Gene Ontology annotation, biological process: intracellular protein transport; positive regulation of exocytosis; positive regulation of protein secretion. The record is from RefSeq and is a predicted model, not a curated record. Lineage: Eukaryota; Metazoa; Chordata; Mammalia; Rodentia; Heteromyidae. Gene Ontology annotation, cellular component: endosome. Bases 24 to 650 code for a protein of 208 amino acids. Gene Ontology annotation, molecular function: small GTPase binding.